Botrytis cinerea B05.10 is the source of this 1542-nucleotide messenger RNA. RefSeq names its product Bcebdp1 (gene Bcebdp1). Gene Ontology annotation, biological process: sterol biosynthetic process. The coding region runs from base 243 to 1067 and encodes 274 amino acids. The transcript has 4 exons. Gene Ontology annotation, cellular component: membrane; endoplasmic reticulum. The record is from RefSeq and is a predicted model, not a curated record. Gene Ontology annotation, molecular function: steroid Delta-isomerase activity; C-8 sterol isomerase activity; cholestenol delta-isomerase activity. NCBI's taxonomy places the organism in Eukaryota, Fungi, Ascomycota, Leotiomycetes, Helotiales, Sclerotiniaceae.
GGGAAUGCCUACAUCUUCGUACUACUCGAUCUGACUUGCGAAAAUGCUUGUUAUGUCACACCAAAGUCCUAUUCUUUGAAUGAAUGCCAACAAAUCCGUCCCCACUAAAAGGGGUUUUGGGAAAAUGCAGGGGUCAAUAUUCCAUAUCCGAGAUGUCAACAAUCCAAUUCGCUUUCUCGUGUUUUUAUCAAGAGCCUCACGUACGGAGUAUCGCAUGAGUUUACCUGUCAAUUAACGUCAAGAUGUCAAGCUACUUUUCUCGGAUGACCUCAUAUCAUCCAUACCAUCCGGUCGAUAUCAAUCUCUCUGGAAAGUAUGUGGAAAAUAGUUUCAGUCCAACCAUCCUCAUGGUCACCUUCGGAACAACGUGGGCUUUGGUGCUCGGCGCGACACUCUUUGCCGUGAGGAGAUUCUAUCCUAGACUCAGUAUAAAGGAUCAAGGACUUGUUCUAUGGUUUAUCUUGACGGGGUCAAUCCACAUCUUUUUUGAAGGAUACUUUGUCUACAAUCAUGCUCGAAUGGCAAGCAGGACAGACUUCUUCGGUCAACUGUGGAAGGAAUAUGCUCUAUCCGAUUCGAGAUAUAUGUCCUCCGAUUCAUUUCUGUUGACCAUAGAGACGUGGACUGUUAUACUUUGGGGACCGCUAUCUUACCUUACAGCCGUAUACAUCACCCAAAAUUCGCAAUUUCGACACACAGUACAAGCGCUUGUUUCAACAGGAGAACUUUAUGGAAAUUUACUGUACCUUGUUACCAGUCUCCUUGAUGAGUACACCACUGGCAAACGGUACUAUCGACCGGAACCAUUGUACUUUUGGGUAUAUUUCGUAUUAAUGAACUCAAUAUGGUUGUUUGUGCCUGGCUUUGCCCUCUACGACAGUGUUAUGGCUUCCGCAAGAUCCUUCGAGUAUUCAGAUCCACCCUAUGCAGCAAAACGCACAAGAAAAGCCAAGGAUGAUGGAAGUAAAAAGGAAAAGGAAUAUCGCAAAGUUCCUGCCUCUCAGGAAUCCGAUACAAGGUCGAGACGGGGAAAGGCUAAAUCAUACAACGACGAUUAUUCGGGCUAGAUUCUCUUGGUCCUGAUAUCGACCGCUGAUGUGUCGAAACGAUGUUCCGCUAGUCGAGAACAUGCACCUCGCCAUAAUAGCUAGAUAUGAUCUAUCGUGCAAUUGUAGAUCAAAAAGCUUCGGGUUUGGGGAGGGUGGAAACAUUUGGACUGGAUUUAGCAAACGCCGCUACGAACUUAUGAUACCCUUUAUGAUUAAUGAGUACAUAUCUUGAAAUGGGAUUUAGAACUGCCCAAAUUAAGUCACGCUCAAAUGCGAACCACAUACUUCGUUCGGGGACUUGAUUUAAGAAAUGUUGCAGUUUCGAUGGCAUUCUACUUUGGAUAUCGACUUUAUAUUUAGAAAAAGUAUUAGUUAAAUAGAUGCAUAUAUUCUAGUAACUGGGAAUGUUUCGGAUGACAGCAAGUCUUGUAAGUCCCGUCAAAAAAUGGUUCUAGAAAUUCCAGAGAUUGCAUUGUACCGUCUUGGAGCAGCA